CCUAUAUAAUAAUUGUUACUUUUUAUGUCCUAGGGGUAGAGUUACACAGUUGACCUUCAAUAGAGAAAGCAGCUUUACAGCUGUUGUAAAAUUGGUCCGUAUUCUAAUCCAAUCCUUGUCUUUGAUUUCUUAAGAAGCUACAAUAAUAAAAUAAUAUAAAUCAAUCAUAUUGUGAAGUAUUUUACAACAGUUACAAAGCUGCUUUCCCUGCUGAACAUAGCCAUUAUGUUAUGCUUUUCAAAAUUGCUGACCAUCGUAUAAACAUUACUAGGCUUCAAACGAUGGUAUUCCACCACCUGCUGCUGUAACAGGAUUUCCAUCGACAACGCCAAAUAUUGCAUCUAGCUUUGUGCCACCUAUUAUGCCUGCGGCACCAUUUAUUCCUCCUCCCAGUUUACCACCAGGUCCUCCGGGUAUAAUGCCACCUCAGUUUUCCAUACCUCCGCCAGGUUUUACUUUUCCUAUCACCGCAGCACCUCCUCAAGAAGCCGGAGUCAUAGCUGCGUCACCGCAAAUAACAGCGCCAGGAAUUCCUCCUCCAUCGCCUAUCAACGGCGAUACUAAUGCAACAAUGUCUGCUUCUACAACAGACAAGAAGACAGACUGGAGCGAGCACAAAGCACCCGACGGCAGAACGUACUACUAUAACAGCGUCACAAAGCAGUCUUUAUGGGAAAAGCCGGAUGAACUGAAAACCCCAAGCGAAUUGUUGUUAUCACAGUGUCCAUGGAAAGAAUACAAGUCGGAGAAUGGCAAGGUGUAUUAUCACAAUGUAAACAAUAAGGAGUCCAGAUGGACGGUACCGCCGGAGUUGGAAGAGCUGAAAGCGCGAAUUAUAGCCGAGGAAGCUGCAGCAGCUGCUGCAGCGGUUGUGGCAAACGCCACGAAUUCCAACGUUCCUGCAGCUAUGCAACACUUGUCACCGAAUGUCGCGACUAUAUCGCAAACCAGUACGCCGGAAUCAGGAGGGAAGUCUGCUAUUGAACAGGCUAUGGCCGCGACCCUCGCAGCAAUUAAUAUUCCGACACCUCCCACGAAACCGGACGAGGAUAGUAAUUCCGCGAUGGGCUCGGCCAAUGACAGCCGCACCAGCACACCCGAGCCCAAAAUGCAAUUCAAGGAUAAGAAGGAAGCUAUCGAGGCAUUCAAAGAAUUACUGAGGGAGAGGGAUGUUCCAUCAAAUGCCACGUGGGAACAAGCGGUCAAAUUGAUUCAGAACGAUCCUAGAUAUCCGCAGAUGAAGAAGUUAAAUGAACGUAAACAGGCUUUCCAUUCGUACAAGACGCAGAAAUUGAAAGAAGAGCGCGAGCAAGAAAGACUCAGAUUGAAGAAGGCUAAGGAAGAUUUAGAACAAUUCCUGUUAGAAAACAAUAGAAUGGUAAGCACGACUAAAUAUUACAAAUGCGAGGAGAUGUUUGGUAAUUUAGAGGUUUGGCGGUCGGUUGGAGAUUCGGAUCGCCGAGACAUCUACGAGGAUGUUAUUUUCAAUUUGGCGAAACGUGAGAAAGAAGAGGCGAAACAAUUGAAAAAGAGAAAUACCAAAAGAUUGGCACAAGUUUUGGACACUAUGACGGACGUGACAUACAGGACUACAUGGCAAGAGGCGCAGGCACUGUUGCUGCAGUAUCCUGCAUUCGCGGAAGACGCAGACUUGCUAGAGAUGGACAAAGAGGACGCUUUAAUUGUAUUCGAAAACCACAUCCGCCAAUUAGAGAAAGAUGAGGAAGAAGAAAAAGAAUGCGAAAAGAAACGUAGGAAACGGCAAGAGAGGAAAAACAGAGAUGGUUUCAUAUAUUUACUUGACGAGCUUCACGAACAAGGCAAACUCACAUCGAUGUCGUUAUGGGUAGAAUUAUAUCCUAUGUUAUCUGCCGAUCUUCGGUUUUCGGCUAUGCUUGGGCAAUCGGGCUCAACUCCGUUGGACCUUUUCAAAUUCUACGUUGAAGACUUGAAAUCUCGAUUUCAUGAUGAGAAGAAGAUCAUUCGCGAGAUACUCAAAGACAAGAACUUUGAGGUGCAAGUGAAUACGACUUUUGAGGAAUUCGCCACGGUUGUAUGCGAAGACCGAAAAUCCGCGACUCUAGAUGCAGGUAACGUUAAAUUAACGUACAAUUUAUUGCUGGAAAAAGCAGAGGCACGUGAGAAGGAACGCGUUAAAGAAGAGACGCGGAAAUUCAAGAAACUGGAGACUGGUUUUAAGAAUUUGCUUAAGACAUUAAACGUAGACUAUCAAAUGGCGUGGGAGGAUGUGAGAUCGAAAAUCGAAGAAGAACAAGAUUUCAAGGCGAUCACUUUGGAGAGCGAAAGAAUACGGAUAUUCAAGGAAUAUCAACACGAGCUUGAAGAAAGUUGCAGUCAUCAUCAUAUUAGAAGUAAGAAGAAAAAGGCAAAAAAAUUGAAGCGCAAAUCACGAUCGCAUUCACACAGUCAGGAAUCGGAAGGUAGCGAGAAAGGCUUGAAAAGAAAGCGACACAAGUCACAUUCACCCAGUAUUCCUAGCAAGUCUGACAGUUCCGAGUCGGAAACGAGGAAGUCCAAGAGGAAGAAGAACAAGAAGAAGAGAGGCCGCAGCCAUUCUCGUUCGCAUUCCGGUCUUCCAUCCUCUGAGGAAUCUCCGGAAAGGAAACGGAAGGAGGAGAAGCACAGAAGGCCUUCUAUUCACAGCGAAGGUUCCGUUACAGAAAAUAACGAGCACCAUGAACUCUCCGAGGACGAGCUAGAAAAGCAAAGAGCGCAACUUCUACGCGAGCUCCAAAUGCAACAAGAGGAGAAUUGAUGAUUUUGUAAAGUGCUGCAUUUCACAAACGCGCUUUGAAAAAUUUGAAAUCAUCACAGGAAAAACGGCUAUAGCUGCUAUGACUAAAAGUCGCUCGUCAAUACAUUUUUUUUUUGUUAUAAGAUCCCGUAGUUGAUUAUAAGAACAAGUUAUGACUGUUAAGAUAUGUCUAUCUUACGGUUAUCACAACCAAAUGUAUUGAUGGGCAAAAAUUAUCAUCAUUUUCGGUUGUGGCAAGCGUAACAUUUUUUGUGUGAUUAUUUAUUUUCUGUUUGAUGACAGCUGUCUAUCUUUUUCAGAAGAUAUGGAUUAUUAUUAUUAUUUACAAAUAAUGAGUUGAAUACCGACACGCUUGGUUUCAAAACAAGAUUGUAAUUUUAAAAAACCUACAUGCGCUUGCGAAUAUUCACACAUAGUACACAACGAUGACGUUUGUUUAAAAAUGGAUCACCUUACAUAACGCAUUCUGGCCUUCGACGAGUAAGUGAGCUCUUUUUGUUUUAAGGAUGUAUGACUCGUCUUAUUUCUUGUUCUUUUCAAUGACUUAUUCGCGCUAUUCUUUAUGAUCAGAAAUAACCAUGUGUGACGAAUGCGAAGUGUACGCAACUCGAAAUCUCCAUGAUAAGCGUUUCUAGAAUAUAAUAGCGUUUGAUUCUCUUGUCAGCGUUAUCGAUUGUUUUAAUAUAUAAAUUGAAUAAUCUUUUUUUUUACCAGAAAGUACUUAUUCUUAU
Molecule: messenger RNA, 3507 nt
Organism: Cyphomyrmex costatus
Lineage: Eukaryota; Metazoa; Arthropoda; Insecta; Hymenoptera; Formicidae
Gene: Prp40
Product: pre-mRNA processing factor 40
Exons: 7
Coding region: 362-2776 (804 amino acids)
Biological process (GO): mRNA cis splicing, via spliceosome
Cellular component (GO): U2-type prespliceosome; U1 snRNP
Molecular function (GO): protein binding; RNA binding
Source: RefSeq, a predicted model, not a curated record